Monomorium pharaonis (pharaoh ant) is the source of this 1207-nucleotide messenger RNA. RefSeq names its product PRA1 family protein 3 (gene Jwa). The record is from RefSeq and is a predicted model, not a curated record. The transcript has 4 exons. Bases 34 to 624 code for a protein of 196 amino acids. Gene Ontology annotation, cellular component: membrane. NCBI's taxonomy places the organism in Eukaryota, Metazoa, Arthropoda, Insecta, Hymenoptera, Formicidae.
GAGCGAUUUCAUUGAGGACGUUUCGACGCCACGAUGGACAAGACGAAACUGGUGAGCAACGACCUGGAGCUGCCGCCGCUACGCAGCCUGGACGACUUCCUGCUGGAGUCCGCGCGCUUCCAGUUACCGAACCUCAAAGACCUGGAGAAAUGGGGCAACCGCGUGGUCAACAAUCUCCUAUACUAUCAGACUAAUUACUUGUUUACGUCCGUCGUCAUCUUCCUUAUCGUUGGAUUGAUUCAUCCUGUCAAAAUGCUAGUUGGGAUGUUGGCGAUGCUGGCGCUCUUGGGUACGUUUGCCUACGUAUCCAUGGAAGGAAGCACAAUACAUAGCUUCAAAAGGCAAUAUCCCGUGAUUGGAAUAUUAUUCAUAAUAUUUGCCGGAUGUUUCAUAACGUACACUCUGGGAUCUCUUCUUGUUUUCUUCCUGGGCAUUCUGUUACCUAUCUGUGUGACGUUUGUACACGCCUCACUGAGAUUAAGAAAUAUCAAAAACAGGAUUGCCAAUAAAAUCGAAGGCAUCGGUUUGAAACGCACACCAAUGGGGGUGUUUUUGAAACAUCUCGAAGAUGUGACUGGUAUGACUUUGCGUGCACAGACAGCACUCAUACAACCGCCUCACUAAUCCCGCUUUGUGCAUCAAGCUCUAUAUAAAAUUGACAAAAAAUAAUGUCAUAACUAUUAAUUCGCUGCCACUGCUGUUUUAAUUAUUGGACUACGGUGUUCCACACGGUGUUGUAGUAGUAAAAUGAAGUUUGUAGCAUUUUUAGAAUAUAAAUUUGACUGACAUCCGUGCCUGGAAACAAAAAGGACUUGUGCUAUGUGAUUUUUAGAUCGGUAUUACGAUACCAAAUAUUUUUUUACAGUACUAAAUAUUUUAAAUUUACAUAUUUAUAUUAAGAAUUGUGUUAUAUUCUCUUGUGAUUCUUAGGACUGCUUUAAUGGAGACAUAUAUAUUUUUUUAAUGCCAAUAUAAAACUUGAAUAAUAUCCAUAUUUAACAAGUAAAUUUAAUUUAUAUUAUAUAGAUCAAUAUUUUAAAAUCAAAGUGACUUAAGCUUUAUAUCUGUGACUUAUGAACAGACUACAUUUUGAAUUAAUUUGUAUAUAUAUAUAUAUACAUGUAUAUAUUAUAUAAAUAACUCAUGUAAAACACAUAGCAAAUUGUUUUCACAAAACUUUGUUAUAUAUUAUAUUAUUUUUAUUCUA